UAGCUGAACACCGUAGGUGAAACAUUUCUUUAUAUAUAGCUAACUUGUCCUCCGCGCCCAAGGCGAACUAAUCCUAAUAUAGCAUCCUGUGUUUAGGUGCCAAUACAUACCUCCUACUCUUGCUGUCCCUCUCCUUUCCCUGGCCUCCUUUGUGUUAAACCCGAAUAUUAUUCUCGAAGCCGGAAUAAUAUCCCUCACAAUGUUUAACUCUCUCGCCUACGCCAUUCCCUUCGUUCUUCUCUUUGGCGUCAAAGCCUCCCCUGUUCCAGCCGCCACCCUGGUUGACUAUGGCUACUGGAACAUAAACGUAUCGGCAAGCAACGCCGCCUCGGGGUAUCGCUGGGGCGGUGUGUACGCGGAAUAUUCUGGCGAGCCUGGCAAGAUUAGCCACACCACAUGGCUGUGGGAUCAUACCAUCAAGGAAUACAGCACGACGACAGACAACCCCGACUUCACCAACAACAUAAUAGACUACGGAGGAGAUCGACCCAUCCAAGUCCAACAGAGCGUCAUUUUGUCGGGCGAGAACGUCACACUAGUCGGGUCUGGGUCCGUCUACAUGAACUGCGGUUUAGGCGCGUCCGGUCGGUCCUGUAGAGGAUCUGUUACGCUAUCCGCGACGGAAAAGCUGGAAGAAAACUGAGGAUCACAAGUGACCCUUGGCUCUGUCAUUGGAAACUCUAGUCUUCAGGUUACGUGUCGCAAGGGCCGUCCCGUGAGCGUGGGAAGGAGAAUACUGUAAUGUCUAUGGGAGAAGCAAGAGGGAAGGAGAGUGAGGUCGUGUGCAUAUUCAUUUCUCAGCUUGGCAUAGCUUGGUGAGGAGAAGUAAAUGUUUUCUAAUACCAAUGAGUUGCCCUCGUGAUCCUUUGGGAAGAGGUCGUGAUAUUGCGCUUCCCCCGAUCUUCUCAGCGCCACAGUGCUAUUAGGAUUAAGGUGUCUCGAUAACUAGCUAGCUAGCUGAGCUGAGCUGCAAUGUCGCGCUCGUCUUGAAAAUGGAUUAUGUCCACGAUAUCUGAAUCAAGUUAUUUUUUAGG
Messenger RNA from Durotheca rogersii, 1034 nucleotides. RefSeq lists its product as uncharacterized. Bases 200 to 643 code for a protein of 147 amino acids. The record is from RefSeq and is a predicted model, not a curated record. The transcript has 2 exons. Lineage: Eukaryota; Fungi; Ascomycota; Sordariomycetes; Xylariales; Xylariaceae.